Messenger RNA from Cryptotermes secundus, 5459 nucleotides. RefSeq lists its product as uncharacterized. Gene Ontology annotation, biological process: mRNA 3'-end processing; mitochondrial mRNA polyadenylation. NCBI's taxonomy places the organism in Eukaryota, Metazoa, Arthropoda, Insecta, Blattodea, Kalotermitidae. The transcript is spliced from 9 exons. Gene Ontology annotation, molecular function: poly(A) RNA polymerase activity; double-stranded RNA binding; zinc ion binding. Gene Ontology annotation, cellular component: precatalytic spliceosome. The record is from RefSeq and is a predicted model, not a curated record. Bases 1453 to 4197 code for a protein of 914 amino acids.
AAAAGGACGUGUUGGCAGUGAUCGGCAAUAAUGCACGUAUAUUUCCUAUUCGUUCCAUUCCCUGCGGUUCCUAGGCAUUGUCAACACAGAUAGGAUCGAUAGGAGGAUAGGAGUAAUGAGGAGACCGUAGCGACCGUAGGCGCUGUACGGCGCUGUAGGAGGGUAGGGGCCGUAGGAAACUGCAGUAGCGACCAGUAGGCAGCUUAGCAACUUAGUUAGGUUAGGCAGGCAGUGGACGGCAGUAGUAGUUCGGAAGUUGUGUGGAGUACGAUUUGCAAGUUUCCGUAUUUAUCUAUGGUUGGAAGCUAGGUACCCUGCUGUGCAAACUCAACCGUUAGUUUACUACAGCAAGUGAGGGUGAAAGAAAAGGAGAAACAAAAAAGUUGAAGAACUUUCAUGUGCUUUUCUGUUAUAUAAGACAAGUGUGAUACAUAAGUUAUUCAGUUUUUCAACACGGAAGCAAUAUUUCAGAUGAUUAGUGAUGACUGUGUAAUGUUGAUUAUUUGUUCCAUAGUGCAGAAUGUUAUGAUUCAGAUUUGUAUGGAGAAUAAGAAAAUGUGUGGGAAUGCUCUAUAAAAACUUGUUUUGUGCUGUAUUUUAACAAAAAAUCCUGCUUUAAUUGUGAAAAACUUAAGAAAUUCCAACAGGGAGAGGAAAUUAGAAGUUUAUAGUUUGGCAGUGAGAAAUUAAAUUAUAUAAACAAAAAAUAGUACAGUGAAGACACUUCAGAUAAGCAAUUACAAAAGACAUAUCUUUACCAUAAAACUGUGGUGGUUGAAUGUUAUGUGGAUGGCAGUUGCUGUUGUGUGUUAAAUCUGUUGGAAUUUUAAUAGGCUAAUCCUUCAGAAUGAUUUGGCAUUAAGCAAUUAGAACACUUAUGCAAAGUUUGACCAGUUGCGUGACCUGAAUAUAUGACAGAACCAGUAGUUUUAUAUAUCAGUACUUCUAGUAUUAAAUCAGUAACGAUUGUAUCCAAAAUAUGACUGGAUUGCAUAAUUUUCAUGUAAUCUGCUUUUGAAGUUCUUAGAGCAAAUGCUUAUAUUUCCAAAAUAGGAAGUGUGGAAGUAAUUCAAACAGGAGACAGUGCUACAAGGGGAAGGAAUAUGUCGUACUGAAUCUUCUGUUUUUAAACUGACAUCAAGCAGGCUAUUUAGUCUAUAUGUAAAAGUGGACUCACACCUCUUGCUAUAUGAAAAACAGGAUGCUGAGAGUCAGGGCCUCUUAAAAUAUAUAAUGUGUGUUCUUUUUGUGAAGAUAGAACUCUGAUGUCUGGGAUUUAUCAAUUGAUCUUCAAAAUCAAGUGGAUAGUCAUUAAUAAACAGCUUCACAAGAAAAAGCAUUAAAAAGGGAAAAUUUGAAGUAUGAAAACAGUAACAGCGGACUUGGCGAGGCCACAAAGAAGUUUGUUGUAAAGUAAGCAAAGUUCAGUCUUCAAAAUCAAGUCACAGUGUAAUGGACCAUGUACAUAUGGGCAAGUCCAGCAGGGAGAGCAGUUGGCUUUGCAGCAAAGAUUUACCUAGCACCAGCAGUGUUAAAGAACAUCCCAAAGGCCAUAGAAAUAGGAAAGCACAGAUGAAGGACAGUGAACAACCAAUAACAAGGCAGAGUAAUGUAGAAGUGGGUCAUCAAAAAGUGAAGGUUCAGGGUAAACCCCAGUGCACAGUAAGUUCAGUUGUUCCUACUGCUAUGCAGGUGGGUGUGAAGAAACUUAACACAGACUCCAGAGCAGAUGUACAAAGGCAGGUGGAGGUGUCAGAUGCAUUGUUUCAGGUGCAGCGGGAAACCUGUGCAGGUCAAAGGGGAAGGAAACAGCAGUAUGAAAGAACUGAAUACAAGAACAUAUGGAGUCUGGGCAACAGUUUGCUUUGGUGUGAAUUGUGUGAUGUAACUUUACUGAAUUCUGACUCUGUGGAACAACAUAUUGUAGGAAAACAACAUACAGAAAAUUUAGCAAUAGCAGCAGUUAACAUUGAACCUUUGUGGAAGACAGUUAGAGAACUUGAGGGUGGACAAACAAACAAUAUAUGCAUGCUCUCACAUAACAAAUUCUGGUGUGGGCUGUGUUCCAAAAGUAUGGAUACCAAUGGUGUUGUUUCUCAUGUAGGGGCAAGUAGUCAUCAACAGAAGUUGAAAAAACUAGACAAAACAAAGAAGAAAUAUACAAAUACUUCACAGAAAUGGGUGCAACACGAUAUGUAUGAUAUUUGGGAAGAGAUCUGCCGAGCUGAAAAUGGAAGGUGGUCCAAUAUCUGGCAUACUUCUGGAGAUACGUUCCAUUGUGAGCCCUGUAAAGUGUUAUUAUCAGUUCAUGAUGUUCUGGCGCAUGUUAUGGAUACACCGCAUCAGGAAAAAAUAAGGGCACCAGAAAAUAUAGAGAUGAAUGAAAAACUGGCAAAAAUUUCAGAUUACUUGUGGCAGGAGAUACAUAAAUUGGACCGUGCACAUCAGGCAUACUUUAAAAUUGAUAAUAGCACAACACUUUACUGUACCUCUUGUUGUGUCAGGAUCCCUGCUACUGUUCAGAAUGUGACGGAUCAUAUUCGUGGCAAAACUCACAUGACCACUAUUGUCAGACGUCUGACGUCAGAGCAUCCAUCUCACAUGAAACAAGCAAACAGUUUGGUAGAGGAAAAUUUUCCCAGUCCCAUAGUCACACAAACUGAAAACUUAGCAGAAAACAGACCGAGAGUGAAGGAUGAGUCUUUUACUUCAGAAGGAUCUCAAUCUGAAAUAUGUAAAGCUUCAAAUAAUGCACAAGAGGCACUUGUGAAAGCUUUGGUGCCUAGAGAGAAGGAUGGUUCAGAUCACAGUGGUUCCCUACUUCAAGGAAAAUCCUGUUUAUUCCACUGUACUCUGUGUGAUACUGAAACUGAAUUAGAGGAGACAUGGAACCUGCAUAAAUGCAGCAAGAAACACAGAACUCAAGUUAGUAAACUAAUGGCAGAAGGAAAGAAUCCAGUCACUUGUACCUGUUCCAACUGUGGUGUUACAAUUUUUUGCAGUCAGUCUGAUUUUGCUAAGCACAUCUGUCAUGAGGUACCAUCAAACAUACUUAAUGGAAUUUAUGAGAAUGCUCAGCAACUUAGCAAAAGCAAUGCAGCAGAGUCAUUGCUUCAAGAAAACUUGAAGUGCGGAGAGCAAGCUGACCCAACUGAUGAUGUACCAAGAAUAGUAGUAAGCGGUUAUCCUAAACGUGUGGGAAUGGAUCUUCUGUAUAACUUCUUCAGUGAUUUUGGCACUGUAUGUUUUGUUGCUGUUGGUAGUGAAUCAGCUGUAAUUGAAUUUGUUGAACGCGAUGCUGUAAAAAGGACACAAGAAAAACCAUUGUUCCUUGCAAAUGCUGCACUGACUGUGAAGACACUAACAUAUUAUAAUCAUCAAGGCACUGUGCAUUCUGCCAGAUCUGUAGACUCCAAGGGAGGUUCCUCACAAGUUGCUGAAGUGGUCCAUGAAAAUGUGGUCUCAGCACAUGCAUCUAGACAAAGCCUUCAAGAGACACUGGAUGCUUUGUGCAACACAACCUCUUAUGUGUCCAAUCAAAAGAAAGACAAACAGGUGUGUCAGUUUCUGGAAACAUUGUUUUCUGCAGUCUUCCCAGGGUGCAAGGCAAUUUCUUUUGGAUCACGUUUGUCUGGCCUUGCCCUUUCUGAUAGUGAUCUGGAUAUCUUUCUUGAUACAGGUGGUAUGUAUAAUGGAAGAAGCAGGCAAGGAUCAGACAUCCAGGAGCUAAUAGUAUCAGCUGCAGAAAGCACGUUGUUAGCUGAUCCUGAGUGUUGCAACGUGGAAGGAGUUCCCAGUGCUCGCACACCUAUUAUAAAAUUUUUUCACACACCAAGUGGAACGCAGUGUGACGUGGCUUUUCGUCAUGGACUUGGAUGUGAAAAUACGAAGCUUAUUAAGUUUUAUUUAUCAUUGGACCCACGUGUGAGACCUGUGAUUUUAUUCAUCAAACAUUGGGCCCAUUCCCAUAAAUUGACAGGACAAAGCAACAUUACCAGCUAUGCCCUCACUUGGCUUGUUAUAUUCUAUCUCCAAGAAGCGUCGGGUUUUGGUCUGCCUUCUGUUGAAUUACUGCAGAGACUUCAUGAGGGACCAGUGAAAAGAAUCGCAGGUAUGCUGUUGCUCCAGUUCUACAAGGUCCAUGUCAGUAGUGGCUGUGAAUGUGAAUUCAGACAUUCUCUGGCAUUGGACAAAUAAACAUCUUCAAAGCCAAGAUCCUUUCCAAUGGCACUAAUUUCCUCAAUAACAGUGUCAACUCAAUUUUUGCAGUAAGGCAGAAGAUAUUACCAUACAUCCCUCAUUGUAUUAGCUGUAACUUCAUGUCAUGACUCAUAAAUAAUUUUAUUAUGCAUUCCAGUUCGAGCUUUAAACUUUUGAAACCACCCUCAUACUGCCAAAAAUGUCAUAGUAACCCCUUUUAAUUAACGUUCCUUUGAGUGAUGAAAACUGGCUAAGUGCUUUUAUCAUUAUGUUGUUUGUACCAAUUGGAGUCUGAUUUUGGCUUGCAGUCUUCCAGCCAAAUUAUUAAAAGACAUUCCAUUUCAACCAAAACAAAACUUCUGUUUGUAGUGCACUGCAUACUAGAAGAUGCUGAUGGAACUUUACUUUGUUCUGUAUAUUCAUUAGAUUUGGACAGAAUUAGUCAUACCGUAGACUCAUUGAGGCCUAAUGCCCUGCUGAUGCUUUCCUUGCUUUGACCAUUAUCAAACCGUUCAAUAAUGUCAAGUUUCAUAUCCAGAGUAAUAACUUCGCAUUUAUUAUCAGAUUCCACUGACAUACCACUUUUCCUUUUGUGCAUGGUGAACUUUUACAAAAUAUAAACUAUUGCUUAGCAUGAAAUACACUGCUUUAAAACAUUACCUUGGAUGGUGGCUUAAGUGAAACUGAACUUGUGGCAGCAUAAUUGCACAGCAGACACAUAAUCUGGCAACACUAUAUGUGGGCAGCUUCUGUAUAUGUUCUUCAAAAUUUUUUGUUUCAUAAUCGGCCACACUAUUGAAAUUUUAAGAGGGCACAUAUAGAGGAAUGGUAUAAAUGUAUGUGACCAUGUUAACCGAAACUUGCACUGAUUGAAAACGCAUAUAUUGAGGUUUACCUAAAGAUGUGUGGUUUCAGAGAGUUUCUGUUAAAACUCUUAUAACCUACAUUUCCACUAUUAAUAAAUUGUUUGUAUUUUCAGCAGUGAUUGUGAGAGUUUCUAAAAGUUGCUGAAAGUUCUCAGUAUGUAACUUUUUUAACUUCAGUGAUAAAAGAGAUUGCUGUCAGGUGUUUGUAGAUGUUAAGUUCUAAGUGUUUAGUAAUGAAAGUGUAAAGUGCCAUAUAUAAUGAACUAGUUUUCUAACAAGUCUCUCCCAUUAGUAUUAAUAUUAUACAGAUCAAAGUUUAUGUAUUGUAGAAAUUGAUGAUUGUGUGUUAAAUGGUGUAUCUACAUUGAAGUAAAGAUGAUACUUUCCAGUUUA